AUGAAUACUAGUGAAUUGAAUCCCAACUUCGCAAACCGACGUCUGCAAGCUGUUGGCGGAGGCACCGGCCUUCAUACACUCAAAGCUGUGGCCGAGUUUGAUGACACCUUUCCACCUUUGAAGUUGGCUGUCGUCGAGGCCUUGGGUAUCAUUGAGAUCGUCAUGAAAUUCAACUCCAACAAGAGAGCCUGGACCGCUUGUUCGAAUAAUCUUAUGGGGAAGGUUGAGGAGAUCAUUUGGUAUACCUGUCAAUUUCGCCAGGAUCAGGUUCCAUCUGCUUUGCAGUCUUGGCUUGAGGAUUUAAAAGGAACCUUGGACCAUCUAAAAGAAAGUGUUUCAGAUAUUCACCAGCAGAGUUUGAGGAAAUUUCCCAGCUAUACACAAGAUACAGAAUAUAUUGAGAAGUUUGAGGGAAAGGUGAAUGAAAUCAUAAGCUCUUUUCAUGUCUUUCUUUGGUACGAGGACAACUUCCGAACUGAUGGCACAGAGACUGCUGAGCAGCUGAGGACCACAGAGGCCAAUCAAGAUGGUACUAUUGCAGCUCAAGUAACUGUCUUUGCUGGGGCACGAGACAUUCAGAUGGAGCAAUCUGUAAUUAUUGCUGCAAAUACUGUCAACUACAAUGGUAAUGAGGAACUCCAGUGUAAAAUCAAAACAAGGGUAGAGGAAUCAAAGAGAAGUGAAUGGUUGAAAGAAUUGAAGGCUCCUUCACAUAAACAAGGAGAGAGGUGCAUGCCUGGAACUCGUGUGAAUGUGCUUGGAGAUAUUCAAGUGUGGCUUCAUGAUCUGAACAUGCCAAAUAUUCUCUGGGUUUCUGGAAGUCCUGGUUCUGGAAAGACAACAAUUGCAUCAACUGUUGUUGCUGACUCUGAUUAUUUCUCUGGGCAAUUCUUCUUUCAUCGUGAUCAGGCUGAGCUUUGUGAUCCAAACAAUCUAUGGAGACAUCUUGCUUUAGAUCUUGCACUUGGAAAUGAUACUCUAGGGAAAUCUAUAGCUCAGGCAUUAGAGACACAGAAAGCUAACCUCAGAGGUUUUGAUAUUUCUGGGCAAUUUGAGCAUCUCAUCAUCAAACCAAUUCAGGAGGUCUUUCAGAAAAUCACAGCACCUCUUCUAAUUGUUAUUGAUGCACUUGAUGAAUGUGAUCAGUAUGAAAAACUUUUACCUUCAUUAGAAUCCUGGUCAUGGCAGCUUCCCAAGUUUCUGAAACUUUUCAUCACAAGUCGUCGUUAUUCUGAUAUUCAGAGUGCACUGAAUUCUGUCAGUUACCAUAUUGAUCUUCACACUGGAGAUAAAGUUUCUGAUCAGACCUCUAAAGAUCUUGAGCUUUACUUUACUACAAGGUUCUCUGAAAUGACUAGAUUGCAAACAUUAUCACUACAUUUGAACUGGCCUGGUCCAGCUAAAAUUUCUUUUCUUAUAAGAAGGGCGGCAGGCCUCUUUAUUUGGGCUAAAUCUGCAAUGGACUUUAUCUUGUACAAAGGUGGUGACACUGAAGAAAGGCUGAAUGUCAUUUGCUGUGACUCUGGUGAAGGCAUUGAUGCCAUUGAUGCCUUGUACCAGCACAUUGUCUUUGUUGCUUUUGAGGAAUUAAGAGAAGCAGAAAGAGAAGCUUUAUCAUCUGUUUUAGGAGCAAUUGUUAUUGCAAAGGAUCCACUUCGUGCCAGUGAUCUUGAACAACUUUUGAGAGUUCGAAAUGCAUUGUCAAUAAUUAGCCAACUGAGCCCAGUACUGUUAAUCAGUGAUGCUGGCCAUUUGCAUAUUUGCCAUAAGUCAUUCACAGAUUUCAUGCUUGACCCAAAGCGCUCUAAGACCUUUUGGGUUGAUUCCAAAAAGCACAGUCUCUGUCUUGCUGAGUCAUGCAUGAAUUUCAUGAGUGCAAAGCUCAAGUUCAACUUUUUUGAUCUGAAAACAUCACAUGUUGAUAAUAGAGAAAUUCCAAAAUUGAAAGAUCAUAUUGAGAAUGUAAAAUCUACUGCUUUAAAUCAUGCAAGCCUAUUCUGGGCAAGUUAUCUCCAAAAGUGUUCUGAUAAGAUUUUAGUAGAGGGGGUAAUAAAUGAAAUGGAGAAAUUUAUGAUGAACCAUCUUUUGCAUUGGCUAGAAGUCAUGAGCAUAAUGGAAAAUGUUAACCAUGCUGCUCAAAUACUAUUGUUAGUUGCAAACUGGAGCAGAGAUGUGAAACCAAGUAUAUCAGAGUUUGCAAAUGAUGCACACCAAUUUAUAAUGACAUUCUUUCAGCCAAUAUCUGAGGCAGCACCACACAUAUACAUAUCAGCACUGCCAUUUGCACCACCCAAUUCUCAAAUAUCUAUGCACUUUAUGAAAGACUUUGCAAACACUUUGAGAGUUCAGAAUGGUGAGAGGAGUAAUUGGCCUGACAGGUGUCUUCUGAGAAUAGACAGUAUUACUGAGGCAGUUGCAUAUUCACCUGAUGGCAGGUGCAUUGCCUCUGGACAUUAUGAUAAUACUGUUCGAGUCUGGGAUGCUCUGUCAGGUCAUAGUGUCAUGGACCCUCUCAAAGGCCAUGAUCGUUGUAUCAAUUCAGUUGCAUUUUCUCCUAAUGGCAGGCACAUUGUCUCUGGAUCUAACGACAAGACAAUCAGAGUUUGGGAUGCUCAGACAGGUCAGAUUGUCAUGGAUCCUCUUGAAGGCCAUAAUGAUGAUGUUACAUCAGUUGCAUUUUCUCCUGAUGGGAGGCACAUUGUCUCUGGAUCUAAUGACAAGACUAUCAGAGUCUGGGACUCUCAGACAGGUCAGGAUGUCAUAAAUCCUCUUAAAGGGCAUGAUGAAGAAGUUACUUCAGUUGCAUUUUCUCCUGAUGGCAGGCAAAUUGUCUCUGGAUCUAGUGACAAGACAAUCAGAUUGUGGGAUGUUCAGACAGGUCAGAAUGUCAUAGAUCCUCUUGAAGGCCAUAAUAGCAAUGUUACAUCAGUUGCAUUUUCUCCUGAUGGGAGGCACAUUGUCUCUGGAUCUUAUGACAUGUCAGUUAGAGUCUGGAAUGCUCUAUCUGGUCAGAGCAUAAUGAUUCUCCUUAGAGGCUCUCAGAUUAUUGAAUCAGUAGCAUUUUCUCCAGAUGGAAAUGACAUUAUCUGUGCAACUGAUUGCUUCAUAAUCAGAUUUUGGGAUGCUCUGAAAAGUCAGAGUAUGUUGAGUAUUCUUGAAGAGAAUUGUGAGGGAAUUUCAACAGUGGCUUUUUCUCCUGAUGGCAAGUACAUUCUUUCUGCAUCUGAUUUUGGGAUCAGAGUUUGGGAUGCAGCAACAAGUCACACUGAGGUAGAUUAUCUAAGAGGCCAUUAUGAUGGAAUAAAAUCAGUUGCAUUUUCUCCUAAUUGCAAACACAUUGUCUCUGGGUCCAAUGAUGCAACACUUAGAGUUUGGGAUACCCUGACAGGUUUAAGUAUUGUAGGUCCACUAAAAGGUCAUGAUGACAUGGUUCAAUCUGUUGCAUUCUCUCCUGAUGGCAGUUACAUUGCCUCUGGAUCUGCUGAUUGCACAGUCAGAAUCUGGGAUGCUCUGACAGGGCAGAGUCUGUUGGAACCUCCCAUUCUCCAUAGUGAUCAAGUCUCUUCAGUUGCAGUUUCUCCUGAUGGUAGACAUAUAGCUUCUGGGUCUCACAACAGGACAGUUACAGUCUGGGAUGUGUGCACAGGGCAUAGUAUGUUGGAUCCUUUCAUAGGUCACAAUGGUUGCAUCAGUUCUGUUGCAUAUUCUCCAGAUGGUAGAUACAUUAUCUCUGGGUCUGGAGACAAAACAAUCAGAAUUUGGGAUGCUCGGACAGGCCAAAGUCUUAUGAAUCCUCUCAUAGGUCAUGAGUAUCAUGUUCUGUCUGUUGCCUUUUCUCCUGAUGGACAGUACAUUGCAUCUGGAUCUCUUGAUAGAACUGUGAGAUUGUGGGAUUUUCAGACAGGUCAAAGUGUGAUGGAUCCUCUUAAAGAUCGUGAUACUGUUUGUUCAGUUGCAUUCUCUCCUGAUGGGAGGUACAUUGUUUCUGGUUCUUAUGGCCACAGUGUCAGACUCUGGGAUGCUCUAACUGGUAAUGCUGUGGUAGAAUUAGGAGGCCAUUACCGCAGUGUUGAAUCAGUUGUGUUUUCACCUGAUGGUAGGCAUAUUGCUUCUGGAUCUGCAGACAAAACCAUCAGACUCUGGGAUGCUCAGAUAGGUUGGACAGGCUUAAAUCCUUCAGCUUCUUCAGUUGCAUUGCCAUCCACACUCUUGCUAUCUGAAGCUGGAAAUAAUAUUGACACUGAUAUAGAUGACAGUAUAUCCCAUGUUUUCAAGGGUAAACCUGAUAUUUUCUAUCCAAUUGGAGGGACUUCUAAUUGGAUCAUGGGGGAUUGGGAGGAAGAUGACUGUAUGGAGGGCUGGGAGGAAGAUGUCUGUGAUGUCCCAAUCCUUGGCAUACCAUACCUCUUCUGGGUGCCAUCAAGCAUUAAACGGGGCUUAUUCUUUCCAAGAAUGAUCAAUGUACUCAACAGCAGUCCAACAAUACUUGACUUUAGUAACUUUGUUCAUGGUAAAAACUGGAGCAAAUGUUUCUCACCAGCUUCAUAA
Molecule: messenger RNA, 4548 nt
Organism: Laccaria bicolor S238N-H82
Lineage: Eukaryota; Fungi; Basidiomycota; Agaricomycetes; Agaricales; Hydnangiaceae
Exons: 9
Coding region: 1-4548 (1515 amino acids)
Biological process (GO): negative regulation of transcription by RNA polymerase II
Cellular component (GO): nucleus; transcription repressor complex
Molecular function (GO): protein binding
Source: RefSeq, a predicted model, not a curated record